CACAGGGUGUUGUGAUGUUGACUGUGAUGAUGUGAUUACUGACAGGGUUGGCAGCUACACCACUGCUGGUGAUGAGAUCAGGGGUGUAAUCUUUAGUCCAAACAGCUGCAACUAAAAUGAGAGUUUCUAUUGGAUAAAUUCAGGUGGGUCCCCUUUCCAUUUGCUUCUGUUUUUAGAAACGUUUUGCAACAGAAUUGGCCAAAUGAAUAAACCCCAGAGGACUGCUGGUCCAGUUGAGUCUAUUCUCGCCUCUCCUCUGUACGACGACAAGAUCACAUCUUUCAGGUUCUUCACAGUGCGCACCACUGAACAGCUCGAGAUUAAUAGCAAUGAACCAUUUGUUCAGAUGGAGAAGUCUUGCCAGACUGACGUUCAUGCUGCUAUAUUUUCGCAUUGAAGUACUCUGUGCUUCCCAGCAAACAGUCCAGUCUGAGAUUCAGCAGGUGAAAGGCAUCGUGGGACAGUCUUUCUCUUUUCAAGAGAGGGUGAUCAAGUCUGGCAAUUUACUUUAUGGAGAACUUGGCAGUAUUGCAAAUGUGUACCCUGGUAAACGAGGCAAAAUCACCCUUGAGAAGAGAUUUGAAAACCGCCUCCACUUGAACAAUGUUACAAGAUACUUCACUCUGUCAGACCUUCAGAUAGACGAUGCUGGGGUUUAUACUGUGGAGAAUACAGAUGAAGGGAAAAAAACUAAAAUUCAGCUCACUGUAUACAAUGUUGUUUCCAAACCUCAGGUGACAGAGUGUGACAGCAGCUCCUGUAGUGUGGUGUGUUCUGUGGACAAUGAAAAAGAGGUGGCCUUGAUCUUGUACAGGGGAAAGGAAAUACUAAACCAGACCAGCAGUACUGAUCUCAUCACUGAUCUCUCUCUCCGUUUGGAGGUAGAGGGAAAGAACUACAACUCCACCUACAGCUGUGUGGCUUCCAACCCUGUCAGCAAUGAGACAGUUAUUGUCCCAAAAUGUUGCAGUGAACAUGGUCGUGCUAAUGAUGCUGACAGUGGCGAGAGGACUCGGGGUGUGCUUAUUAUUGCUGUAACCUGCGUCUUGCUUGCCUCAGGGCUGGUUGGACUUGCAAUCUAUCGAAAGAAGAGUAGAAAUGGACACUCACAAGGCAGAUUCAUCCGAAAGAGUGCAAGUUGACAUUGAUUAUGCAUCGAUAACUCCUAAAAAACGAAGAGAUAAUCAGGAGGAGCAAACAGAUAUACCAGAAUUGUAGUCGCAUAGAGACAACCCUACUCUGACGUCAGUUUAUGAUACACUCCUGUUGCAUCGCAUGGCUGCCAGCGAGGAUGUUGACACAGCAUGAAGGAGAAAAACAGGAAGUCAAUGGGAGGCUAAAAUGAUAACUCACAUUCUGUAGAGGACAGUAUAUCAUAAAGAGGACGUUGAAACAAAAUGAAAGUAAAAAAAUAUUCAUUCUAACAGCCUUUUAGAGGCACAGUUGUUAUGGGAGAAAAAUCCCCUGGAACUGUUGAGCUGAUAUUAUAAUUUCAGGCUUCCUUUGUAGGUCAUUCUCACAGACCUUCUGUCAAAUAGGGGCCUCGGUUACAUACACUGAUACUGACCAAUUCAAUAACUAUGCAUUGAGUUGUUAGCAUGAUCAGGAUAAUCUGUCUUUUUAAAUGCCUUUUGUCCCAAAUCCCAAUGUAUAAGUUAAAACAAAUGGAACAUGUCUUUUAAUACAAUUCACUGGUGUGUUUUCUAUACUACUGCUGGACCAACGCUUAUUUUCAGUAUUGUCUGUUCUGUUGUUUAAAUGUAGGUGCCUCCCCUGCAUCGUUUUUAUAGCUGGUCAUUGUUUAGCUUGCCAGUGGAUAGCAGCUGUGUACAUCAUAUAAAAAGAGCAGGCGUUUGAGAUAAAGCCACCUACUCCUUAGAAGCAAAGGCUGCUUUAGAAACAAAAGGUCCAAAGAUAAAUGUUUUCCUUUCACUAUGUAUGUUGUAUUGAAACAUUUCUUAGGGGCAGAUCUUGAUUUUCCAUUUGAUAUUGAGUGACAUGUUCCUCUUCUUAUCGCUAUUCACAAAAUGUAGGUCUGGGCUAAAUUGUAGCUCUUAAUUAGCUUGUUUAGUUUAUUAUGAUGGACCAUUUAUUGGUUGUCCUUAUCUAUGAAGCACAUCCUUCCUUAACAAUACAAUCACUCCCUCCUGCAGACUCUGUAGACUCUGUAGACUCUCCUUCUAUCAGAGCAUGUUGUGCUCCACCGACAUUAGUGCAGCCUUUGUAUAUAUCUGUGCGAGCACAGGUUACUGUGACCCGAAAAUACCAAAUCUGUUGAUACCAUAGUGAGUUGUUGCACUGUAGGCGUUGCUAUACUUCUCUAUUUCAGAGUAGUUACUGAGACUGAAUAUGAAGAUAUGAUUCACUUUUCACUGUUUUAAAAUAAUCUAUUGACUUAUUCAAACAGAUGAAAAUAAACAUGUUGUACUGAGCUUCAAUAUGUCAAAUCAAAGACUUACCAAUACAUUUCAUUUAUAGUCAUAAAAUGUGUAUUUCCUGAUGUUUAACAGUCAUCAAUACAUCAAUGCCCAUGCUUGAAAUAUGUUCAUGUUUUACAUACCCUAGCACAACUCAAAAUAUGAUGGUAGAUUACUCCAUUCCCCAUUUAUGUUUUUGUUGUAAACUGUCAUUCCUUGAAUCCAUAGCUGCUUCUAUGAGUUUGAGAGUGGAAAGAUUUCUCCAGAGACAUUUCUCCAGAAACACAACUCCAGAUUGUGGUUUUAAUGUAGCCUACUUCUAGGGUCAAAUAGGAGAGAGAACUGUAAUUGGUUGGUGGAUUCUCUAUUUAGUGAGUUUAAGUGUGUGACCUUUUGUUCUGUCACUUUGCAUGCCAGACAGCUGUACAUUUCAAAUGUAAAAACAAUUAUGACUGUAAACAGUGAAUUACUAACUUUUUAUUUAAGUCCUAUAAUAUUUCCAGCUUUGUUUUGAGAAAACGUUGGCCUUUUCUUCCAAUCCUUUUCUCCCAUCUAGUGGUUGAAUGUUUUUAUACUUCAGUAUACUGUAUACUGUACAUAAUGCACAGUGUUUCGCUCUGAGACAGUGUCCUGUAAAUUGUGUAAGUGUAUCUGAAAUCAUGUGCAACCAAUAUGUUCUCUAACAACCUUUCUGUGCUUUAGACUGUAGUCAUGCAUUUUUGUGCCAAUGUGCCAUACUAUAACAUUAUUGUGAGUAAAAAUUAAAACGUUUGUCAAAUAUGCCAUGUUGAUUUGGUAGCAAAACAUGAGAGCCUCAUUUAUCAUUCUGUGUGUUUAUGUUAUUUAUGUUUAUUUUAAUAUUGUAAUAUUACUGUAUUCUUGUGUUUGUAUUAUUUAUAUGUUGUGGUAGAGUAUAAUAAUGUUAUGUACUGUUUUAUUUUGUAUGUAAUUGCGUAAUCGUGAUUGGAUCCCAGGAAGAGUAUUUAAUAUGGACCUGGAAUAAAUACAAAUAGAAACGUUAUGUAAUAUAACACGAAAUUCAGAUUGCGCAAUAUUGUAAUUUGUUCAACUCCAAUGUUUCGUUACAGGAAAUGAGUAACCUUCCUACAGUGGUUCCUCCUUUACAAAUUGCGAGUUUACACCGCGGGAUUUAGAGCUAUAAAAAAACACACACAUUCGUUUUCAGUCUGUAUCAGCAUGGGCAACGUGUACAUUUAACAGCCAAAACAUGACUCCCACCCUAUAUCCAAGAGCAUGCUGAAUUGAGCCCAACCCUGCUGUGAAUCUCUUCCGGGAGGAAAUCACAAGUGUACCCCAGUCCAACCCCACAGAUUGUGACGUCAGCCUGGCUCAGACUGCGAUGGAGGAUUCUGGCCAACAGGGGGUGACCUUGCCACACACCGAGGGAGAACGUACAGCCGUUACUCAGAGGAGCAAGUCAGUAGGAGGAGUCAGAGAGAAGCUCCAAUCAGAGCUGAGAGGGAGAUACACGUCAUUGUGUGAUGGAACCCCAGCAGGACAAGAGGUGCGGAGCCACUCCCUCACACACUCCUACGUUGAACUCCUCAUCACCGAGGGCAACGUCCAAUGGCACAACGACAGGCAUGCUGCCACGCGACCCGUAAGACCACCAUCAGAUAUGCCCACUGCUAAUGAGGAAGUAACGAUCAAGCUUGACGAUAUCUUCAAACCACCGCUAUCUCCGGAUCGCCCUCAAGUAAAAACCGUCCUGACGAAGGGACCCACAGGCUCAGGGAAGACAGCGAGUGUCCAGAAGUUUGUUUUGAACUGGGCCGAGGACAGAGCCAAUCAGGAUGUCGACUUCUUGUUUGUCUUUCCCUUCAGUGAACUCAAUUGGCUGAUAGGACGGAGCUUCAGUCUGAGUGGCCUCAUCAGCCACUUCCACUCGUCCAUGACAUCGGAGAGCGAGAACCCCGGGCUGGAUCUGAGUCGGUCUAAGGUGGUCUUCAUCUUGGACGGUUUGGACCAAUUUAACCUUCCCCUGGACUUUGAAAGCAUAUCAGUGGAGUCUGACAUCAAUAAGGAGAUGCCUUUGCCCAUCCUCCUAGCGAACCACAUCUGGUGUCAUCUGCUUCUUCCCUCCGCCUACGUCUGGGUGAUCACCAGGCCUGCGGCUGCCAGUUUCAUCCCCAUCGACUUCCUACCCCAACAACAGUGCUUGACGGAGAUACGGGGCUUCGACGACACCCAGAAGAGGGAGUUCUUUAGAAAGAGGUUUGGCGAUCAGAGUCUUGUACACAAAGCUAUCGCCCUAGUCAUGAAAGCUAUUGCCCUAGAGUCAUCACGGAACCUCUGCGUCCUGUGCCAAACACCAUGGUGCUGUGAGAUGUUGGCGGCCAUUUUAGAAAACACUGAGGCGGGAGAGUGUGUCGAGAUAGACACUCUGACGCAACUAUACACUCACUUUUUGCUUGUUCGGAUUGGUUUGAAGAACGAUCGAAAUGGUGAACACUCAGAAUCAAUCAGAGAGGUUGUUCGUAAGCUUGGGAAGCUGGCUUUUCUACAACAGGAAAGAGGAAGCCUCAUAUUCAGUGAGAGCGAUGUGAAGGAAUGCGGAAUCGAUGUCUCUAAAAGUUCCACAUUCCACAGGUUGUGUAGGCCGCUCUUCACAGGGUGUGAGAUGUACCUGGAGGAAAUGUACCGCUUUGCGUACACAGGCAUUCAAGACUACCUAGCUGCCCUGCACGUGUUUCUCACCUACACAAAUAAAAGGAGAAACCUACUACUCCAACCUACUACACUCUUUGAUCGAUUGAAAGGGACGUUCAGAAGAGCAACCCUUUUAGACCUCCACAGAUGCUCCGUGGACAGGGUUUUACGGAACACGCACGGAACUUAUGACCUCUUCCUCUGCUUCCUCCUUGGCCUCUCAACAACACCCAACCAGACUCUCUUAGAUCUAGCAUGUCUAGGGAAAGGUUUAAAGGUCACAGGCUCCAAGGUGAUCACAGAGAUCACGGCGGAAUACAUUAAGCAGGCGAUCAAGUCUGAGCCUUACCCUCAGACCACACUGGCGCUUUUCCGCAGUCUGCGGGAGCUAGGGGACGCCUCGCUGGGCAGGGAGGUCCGACACUACCUGAACUCCGAGUCCCGGUGGGGGUUCCUGCUGGAGCCCGACCAAUGCUGGGAGCUGGCGGACAUGCUUUGGGCAGGCAGGGAGAUGGAGAGGGAAGUGUUUAGGGAGAUGGAACGUUUGAGUUGGAUGCGCCGAAUGAGCAUGUGGGGCUUUUGGAGGAUGCAGACUGUACUGGGGGACAGACACUGGCAAGUCUACUAGAAAGACAUCAUUGCUGUAUGAAUGGUCUACUAGGGAGACAUCACCACAGAUUGUACUGCCACAUCUACUAAAUUGCCACUGCAGAGACUGUUGAGGAAUUUCAAGGUUAGAGAGAUGUAUAGGUACAUUAGGAAGGUAGGUUUGAGUGGUGUUUUUUUGUCGAGAGAAAAAGUGAUUAUUGUAAUCCAUGUUUAUGGAUCUGAGUAGUGGGUAGUAGUGCCCACUGAAAAAUCUUAAAAUCAAUCAAUUAAUCGAUUCUUCAAACAAACUUUAUUUGCUUAGAGCUUUGUACAAACUGACUUGCUGUUCACAUGGCAGAAGUCAUAGCGCAGUUGAGGUUGGUCAUAGUGCCAAUAGACUCCAGGUAGAAGUGCCAUGUCAGAGCUCCUCUCCAUUUGUUUGGUACCUUCUUUACCGCCACCACCCUGAACAGCUCGUAGGGUGGCACCAGCACAUUGAGGCCUGAAGAAGAGCGGCAGUGACGUGAGUGCGAGCGGGGCAGCAGGUGCCCAUGGCACGUCCGGAUGGUCAGGUCAAAGCUGGAGCUGUACCGUCGCGUGGAUGCCAGGACAAAGUGCCCGGUGCGCACCUGAUCCCCCACCUCCCCUCGCAAGUUGUCCCCGCGCCCGCUGUUAGCAUACACCAGCAGGCAGCCCUUCCCAUCCUGCUCCGCCUCUGCCUCCGCCUCCUCCCGCCCUAUCAGGAGCCGCAGGGCAUCGGUCAGCAGGAAGUGGAGGGACUUGAACAGGAAGUACUGGCGGUAAACAUUGGCGUCGGGGCCCAUAGAUCUAGCUUCCACGUCAAAGAUCAAAGGGAAGGUGCGGUUGUAUGUGUUUGUGUAGAGGGUCAGCGCUGUGACAUGGAGGUCGGUGAGGUUCGCCACCGUCACAUUGCAGCGUUCAGCUUGCGACCAGGCGGUGGAAAAAGAAGGGCUGGCCUGGCGUUCCCUGGUCAGCAGGUCACCUUCGGUGAUGUUCCCCAUCAUCUCAUCCCUGCACGUCGGGUAGCGGUCGUCCACCGAGCUCAGUUCCGUGUUCAACCGCUCCUCAUCACACCGACACUGGCACUGCUGAGGACAGCUAUACAACAUUACAAUCAUUCUGGCACUACUGAGGACAGCUAUACAGUGUUAGAAGCAUUCUGGCACUACUGAGGACAGCUAUACAGUGUUAGAAUCAUUCUGGCACUGCAGAGGACAGCUAUACAGUGUUAGAAUCCUUCUGCCACUGCAGAGGACAGCUAUACAGUGUUAGAAUCAUUCUGGCACUACUGAGGACAGCUAUACAGUGUUAGAAUCCUUCUGCCACUGCAGAGGACAGCUAUACAGUGUUAGAAUCAUUCUGGCACUGCUGAGGACAGCUAUACAGUGUUAGAAUCAUUCUGGCACUGCUGAGGACAGCUAUACAGUGUUAGAAUCAUUCUGGCACUGCUGAGGACAGCUAUACAGUGUUAGAAUCCUUCUGCCACUGCAGAGGACAGCUAUACAGUGUUAGAAUCAUUCUGGCACUGCAGAGGACAGCUAUACAGUGUUAGAAUCAUUCUGGCACUGCUGAGGACAGCUAUACAGUGUUAGAAUCCUUCUGCCACUGCAGAGGACAGCUAUACAGUGUUAGAAUCAUUCUGGCACUGCAGAGGACAGCUAUACAGUGUUAGAAUCAUUCUGGCACUGCUGAGGACAGCUAUACAGUGUUAGAAUCAUUCUGGCACUGCAGAGGACAGCUAUACAGUGUUAGAAUCAUUCUGGCACUGCUGAGGACAGCUAUUCACUGUUAGCAUAUAUACUGUAUAUGGCUACUUAUAUAAAUAUAAAGCUCUGGCUUCCUGUAAAUUGUAUCACCAAUAUAUUCAAAUAAUAUGUACAACUGGGGUGACAGGUAGUCAAGAGGUCAAUAAGAAUUUGUUCUUAACUGACUUGCCUAGUUAAAUAAAUCAAAUAAAACUGGGGUCCCCCACCUCUGCACUGUUGACUGUAGUGAACAUUGUUGCCAAGAGCAACAGGACUCCUGACAAGUAUUUCAUAGUAAUGCAGGUAGACAGCAAAACAACCUGUUGAUAGAAGUUUGGAAAAUAAUCACUAAUUUCCGAAUACUGGUAUCUUUACAAUGAAACAACAUGACGGAUGAAUGUUGGUUAGUCAGUCAUAACUGCUAGAACCUGAAGUUGAUCAUCUAAUGUGGAGUUGAAACACAAACUAAUGUGUAUAUAAUUCAAUUGACUUUCAAAUGAACUUUAAAACAGAUAAUUGAAAAA
Messenger RNA from Oncorhynchus kisutch (coho salmon), 7965 nucleotides. Its product is annotated as NLR family CARD domain-containing protein 3. The coding region runs from base 3778 to 5715 and encodes 645 amino acids. Lineage: Eukaryota; Metazoa; Chordata; Actinopteri; Salmoniformes; Salmonidae. The record is from RefSeq and is a predicted model, not a curated record. The transcript is spliced from 8 exons.